AUGGACUCUCCGAGCUACUUCACCAUCUGCGGUGGAACCGCUCCACCGGCCGCGCCGAUCCAGUCGCGUCCUCCCGCACCCACCGGGUGUUACCCGUUGUCGCCACCAGCGCCUCCCCCGCAGCACCCGCAAGGGAGAGGGGGCCGACGCAACCGGCGUGGCGGAGGUCGCCGCCGCCUGCAGCAGCAGGCCCAGGACGCCGGGGGGGGGGGGGCACCGCACUAUCAGCCGGCUCUCCCCGCUGGCCACCAUGCGCCCAUCGGCGCGCCCUUCCAGCCGACUAGCGCCGGCUACGGCGCCCUCCUUGCGUCGCUGCCUCUCGGUGGUUAUGGCCCGCCCGUCCCGGCGCCGCCCUACGGGGGCCUUCCGCCGCUGCCUCUCGGUGGUUAUGGCCCGCCCGUCCCGGCGCCGCCCUACGGGGGCCUUCCGCCGCCGCCGGUACCUGUGGCACGGGACCCCACCCUCCUCGCCGCCCAGCACCCCGCGCCGUCGUCGAGUAGCUCUGUCGGUGGAGGCGACUGGUACAUGGACUAA
This is a messenger RNA of Aegilops tauschii subsp. strangulata, 534 nucleotides long. NCBI's taxonomy places the organism in Eukaryota, Viridiplantae, Streptophyta, Magnoliopsida, Poales, Poaceae. The record is from RefSeq and is a predicted model, not a curated record.